AUGCGCGUCUUCACGCGCUGGUGCAACCAAAAGCUGCAGCAGCGGGGCCUCAAGAUCGAGGACUGGACCACGGACGUGGGCGACGGCAUCACCCUCAUCGACCUCUGGGAGGUCGCCAGCCACAAGACCGUCAGCGGCGUCAACCGCAAGCCCGGCAACAAACGAUUCCUGAAGAUGGCCAACAUGACGCUCCUGCUCGACGCCAUCAAGAGGGACGGCGUGCCCGUCGUGGGUAUCACCAAAGAACACCUGGUGGAGGCGCAGGUGGACCCCGUGUUGGAGCUCAUGUGGAAUCUGAUUCGGGCGUACCACCUCAACCACGCCGCGGCCGGCAUCACCUCGGGCUCCCUGGACUCCAAAACGGAGGCGUACAAGGGGAGAACGCUGCGGUGGGUGAACGACAAGCUCGCCGGCUACAGCGUCAAGGCGGACGACUUCAAAGACAGUUGGCGUGACGGCCGAACGUUUUGUGCAUUGGUCCACGCUCUGGAGAACGACGCGCUUAACUUUGCGUCGGUCGCUCAGUCCAACGCGGCCGACGCGCUGGAGCUGGCGUUCGCCGCGGCGGAGCGGCAUCUCGGCAUACCGCGCCUGCUGGACGCGGCCGACUUCGCCGGCGACGACGCGGCCCUGCCCGACGAGCCCUCCAUGCUCACCUACCUGGCCCACUUCGUCAAUCACACCUCGAGCAACUUCAAGAUCUUGCUGACGCCGCGAGUGCACGUUCCCGCGACGGAGGAGUCCAAGGCGCCGGCGGACCUCGCCACGGGUUCGCACAUUCACCACCGCAAUGCCCCGCCCGCCGUGCUCCCCGCCCCGGCAGGUAUAGUGGAACAGGCGACGAGCGUGGUGCACUUCUUCUUCGACCGCUGCGCCGAGCAUCCCGAGCAGCACGCCUUCUCCGUUCGGCGCGAGGAGUUCUGGCGACGCAAGACGUGGGGCCAAUACCGGCACAUGGUGUGCCGGGCCGCGCGGGCCAUGAUCUCGUUCGGGCUCAAGCCGGGUGACCGCAUCUGCAUCUUUGGCAAGAGUGCCACCAGGCCGGAAUGGAACAUAUUCAGCCUCGCUGCCAUGGCCGCGGGCGCCAUUCCCUGCGUCGGGCACAGCUACAACACGGCCGAGCUGCUGCGCAUACUGAAGCAGUCGGAGGCGCCGUUCCUGCUGCUCGAGAAGCAGAGCCAGUGGAAGAAGGUGCGGGCCGAGCUCAAGGCCUUCCCGCACCUGCGGCUGGUCAUCAUCAAGGAGCCCGGCAACGCCGGCCUGGGCCACGACGCGGUGCUCACCUGGCGCAUCUUCUCGCGCGCCGGCGAGCGGCUCAAGGGCUCUCGCGACACCGUCAUCGACGCCCUCGACGCCGAACUCGAGAAGCGCACCAAAGCGAUCGUGCCGACGGACACGGCCUGCAUCGUGUUCACGCCGGGCACUGAGUCCGCGAGCGCCGACGCGCCGCCGCGGGGCAAGGGCGUCGUGCUCUCGCACCGGAGCGUCCUGUGGACGGCCCGGCGCGUGGCCCAGUCCCUGGGCGUCACCGCCGACGACUGCUACGUGUCCUUCUUAUCGUCCGCCCAGAUCAGCGAACAGCUGCUGGCCCUGCACGUGCCCAUCCUCACCGGCAUGUCUGUAUUCUAUGUCCCCGAGGCGACGAUGCUGCACGGGUGCAUCAAGGAGGUGCAGCCGACGAUCCUUUCCGCCCCGCCGGACUUUUGGCUCACCUCCCAUCACGCGAUGACGGAGAGCCUGCCGGCGUCGGGCGUCGCCGGGUUGGCCCCGCGGGUCCGCAAGCAGCUCGGCUGCGGCCGCGUCCGCCACGCCCUCGUCGGCGGCAACUCCCAGCCCGUGGCGCGGGCCGUGGUCGACUUCUUCGCUGAGCUGGGGGUGCGGCUGGUCCACUGCUACGGCCAGGCCGAGACCUGCGGCCUGCUGACGUGGACGCUCGACAACAACAAGCCCACCACUGCUGCGGCCGAGGGGCCGGACCAGCAGCUGGUCGCGGUGGGCGAGGCCCUGCCCGAAUGCGAGUUUAAGGUGGCAGCUGACGACGGCGAGAUCCUGGUGCGCGGGCCGCACCUGUUCACCGAAUACUUCCAGGACCCGGCCCUGACCGCCCAGGCCCGGUCGGCCGACGGCUGGUUCCGCACGGGCGACGUGGGCAGGCUCGACUCGCAAGGGCAUCUGGUGUGGCUCGGGCGGCGAGCCGACGCGAUCCAGCUGGCCGACGGUCGCGUGGUCCAUCCCGCCGCGCUCGAGGCCGCCCUCCGCUGCAUUCCCCUCAUGCGGAACGCGUUGGUGGUAGGCAAGGGCCGCGAGUUCCUGGCGGCGCUGCUCAUCGUCGACGUGGCCCUCAUGAAACGCGCUGCCAAGAAGCGCAACUGUCUCCCCAAGAAAUUGCUCGGCAGCACGGAUUUCCAGGCGCAGCUCAAGGCCAUCGCGGAAACCGAGGCCAUGACGGCGACGGGUCUCAAGAAGUGGUCCAUCGUACCCCGGUCCCUGACCAUCAAGCGC
This is a messenger RNA of Acanthamoeba castellanii str. Neff, 2502 nucleotides long. Its product is annotated as AMPdependent synthetase and ligase. The transcript has 20 exons. NCBI's taxonomy places the organism in Eukaryota, Discosea, Longamoebia, Acanthamoebidae. Gene Ontology annotation, cellular component: membrane; endoplasmic reticulum. The annotation marks the transcript as partial. Gene Ontology annotation, molecular function: protein binding; long-chain fatty acid-CoA ligase activity. The record is from RefSeq and is a predicted model, not a curated record.